This is a messenger RNA of Sipha flava (yellow sugarcane aphid), 990 nucleotides long. It is a transcript of the gene Prosalpha7, whose product is annotated as proteasome subunit alpha type-3. The transcript has 6 exons. The coding region runs from base 128 to 889 and encodes 253 amino acids. NCBI's taxonomy places the organism in Eukaryota, Metazoa, Arthropoda, Insecta, Hemiptera, Aphididae. The record is from RefSeq and is a predicted model, not a curated record. Gene Ontology annotation, cellular component: proteasome core complex, alpha-subunit complex; synapse; proteasome core complex. Gene Ontology annotation, biological process: ubiquitin-dependent protein catabolic process.
GUUUAUGAUUUACAUUUUUCCGUAACGCUUAAUUUUUUAUUUUAUAACUUUUUUUUAAUCACACCGAACCAUAUUUUACAUUAUUUAAUCAAAUUUUAUUAGCCCUAGCAGCAAUAAGUUAUUCAAAAUGAGUUCUAUUGGAACAGGCUACGAUCUAUCAGCAUCUCAGUUUUCUCCCGAUGGUCGAGUAUUUCAAGUGGAAUAUGCUUUUAAAGCAGUUGAAAACAGUGGGACUGCUAUAGCUCUACGUGGUUCUGAUGGAGUUGUUUUUGCGGUAGAAAAAUUAGUUACUUCUAAACUUCAUGAAGACGGCACAGGAAAGAGACUGUUCAGUAUUGAAAAUCAUAUCGGAAUGGCUGUUGGAGGAUUAAUGGCUGAUGCCAGUGCCAUAUUAGAUAUUGCACGUGGAGAGGCAAGAUCAUUUCGUCAAUCGUACAAUGUGCCCAUUUCAUUGAAAUAUUUAAACGAAAGAUUAUCCAUGUAUAUACAUGCUCAUACAUUAUACAGUGCUAUUAGACCAUUUGGAUGUGCAAUUAUUAUUGGUUCUUAUGAUUCCACUGAUGGUCCUCAAAUGUAUAUGAUUGAUCCAGCUGGUGUAUCGUUUGGUUACUUUGGAUGUGCUAUUGGUAAAGCUAAACAGACUGCCAAAACUGAAAUAGAAAAAUUGAGUUUAAAAACAAUGACUUGCAAAGAAUUGAUUAAAGAAGCUGCUAAGAUUAUUUAUAUGGUUCAUGAUGAAUUAAAAGAUAAACAAUUUGAAUUAGAACUCAGUUGGGUUGGUAAACAUACUGAUGGAAAAUAUGAAGAAGUUUCAAAAGAAGUAUAUGAAGAUGCUUUAAAAUAUGCUAAGGCAUCUCUGGAUGAUGAUUCUGGUUCAGAUGGAGAGUAACCUUACUAUUAUUAGUCUAAGAAAAACUGAUAAUUUGUCAAAUUACUGGUAUAUAAGUUUAAAAAAUACAAUAAAUAUUUUUUUCUUUAUUUAAAAAAUAA